UUGUGGUUAAAAUAACACACAGCCUCCAUUCAGAGCUAAAACGCAGAGCUGCUAUUGGAAGCAGAUUUUGGAUCUGGAAAACUCUCAGCAGAUGCAUCCGAGGGGCUUUUGAAAAAUUCAAUUUUUUGACUCACGUGAAGACAUCGGGGAUCCCCCUCAGGGGAAAGAACAAGAAAUAGAUUGGAAAGUUCAGAGGAAGUCUGUGGAGGGGACCGUAGAAGAAGAGGUGAAGGACGGACUGCAAACGCCGAAGGGUGAGGCAGCCACCCUGGCAGAAGCGCCGGGUCUCGCCAGCACGAUGGUCCCCGCGGCCCAGCCCUGACGGAGCGGGCACCAUGUUCAGUGUGGAAGACCUCCUGAUCUCCCAUGGGUACAAGCCGUCCAGAGACCUCCCAGCACCGCGCGAGGACGGCCCUGAGGGACGCCAGCCAGCAAGGACGCGGACGCGAGCUGGCCACGGCCUGCUGAACGGGCAGGAGGAUGGCCCUGCAGCCUGCGGGCGGCGCCAGGCGUCUGCGGGGAGGGGCCGCGUGAGUGACCGCGAAGGCGGCCGCGGGGAGCCCCCAGGGCCUUCCGCCUCUGGAACCUCUGAGGCCGGGUUUUAUAAUCAACCCACCUCGGCACGGUGCCCUCAGCCCCAGGCCGGCAGCCGCCAGGCCUGUUGCAGAAGAGGAGGACGUGAAGUCAGUAGCAUACUGGGCACGCAGGAUCGAGAGGACCUGGAGGUCAGAGGGAUGGCCCAAGCCCACAGCCUGCCUGGCCACACGAGUGUGGGACCCUGGGAAGUCGGAAGAAGGACAGAGAAUGUGAUGGAGAAGGCAGUUUGGGAAGAAGAGCUGAGAGUGCCGGCUCCUGCCAAGUGGCAGGAUGUCAGCCUGGGGAGCUGGGACCAGCCCAGGAAGGUAGGGAGACAGAUGUCUGAUGGCAGCGGGGAGAGAUUGUUCCACGACCUGUACCCGUUCAUUCAAGGAGAGCAUGUGCUGAGCUCCCAAAACAAGAAGAAGUCCCAGUCCUUGCCUAGAGUCCUUUCCCCUGAGAGCCUGAGCAGCGUGGACAUCCCCUUUCCACUAAGUGACGUAUGCUUUCCCAAAAUGCCACCGUAUCCUCCAAAUUGUCCUCCGCAUCUGGAACCCACAAGGCACCCAGAGAAGGGUGGUGCCUCGGUGCCUUUGCCCCGGCCUAAGUUUGGGAGACCCCUCAAGCCCCCGCAUGGCUCGCACCAGCCGAGCAGGGGCGGCGUGGAAAAGAGCGACCCCCAGGACAGCCGGCAGGCGGACCCGCUCGUCUCCAGGCGCGAGCUCUGCGCGCCCGACUCCGGCUUGGAGCCACCAGUGUACGUGCCUCCGCCGUCAUACAGGUCGCCGCCCCUGAACGUCCCAAACCCCUACUUGGAAGACACGGCGCCCAGACCUCUGACUGAGAAGGCCGGGGCUGGCGGUCAGCUUCCUCCCGGCGCCCUGGGCGCGGGGGCCGAGUGCGGUGCGAGCCCCCGCUCUCCUCGAGGGCCGCCGGCGCACCCCUGGCCUGCCCCCGCCUACAGCAGCUGCGUUCAGUACAUCCCCUUCGACGACCCGCGGAUACGGCACAUCAGACUGGCUCAACCCCAGGGCUUCUGGGAGGGAACGGAGCUCCACGAAAAGUCGCGCGACUCCAGUCCUGUCACUCCCCAGGAGCCACCUGGCGGGAAGGUGCAGCCCGAUGGUGCCAUGCUGGACCCCCGCAGCCUGACACCCCCGUCGGGGGAUGGGCGGGGCCCUGGCGCCAGGCCCUGGUGGCUGUGGGGCCAGCUCCCCGGGGACGGGGAGCGAGACCCCUGCGUCGCCAGAGGACAGCGGCCGCUCGCGGGGCGCAGACACGCGGAGGGCCAGGGUUCCCCGACAAACUCGCAGGGCGACGGUGCCUGCGGAACGCAGACCAAGCUCAAAAAGUUCGAAACUGGGAUUCAGAGCAAGAAAAGCUCGAAGAAAAAAACGAGCGAGACUAUAUUUUGCUUGGUUUCCAUCCCGGUCAAACCCGACGCAGGCCCGGGCGACGCGGGCGCGACGCUGUGGGAGCGGAGGGCGCUGGGCGCGGCCGCCGGGCACGGUCAGGGGCCGCGGGAAGACAGACGCGCGCUCGACCUCAGCUUCCUGCACCUGGCGCCGCACGCCGCGCUCACGGGCGCGCGCUCCUGGCCGGGGCUCCAGUGCCGGGACCAGCAGACGCAAACCAGUUUCCCCGAGGAGCCGCGGCGCCCGCAGCCCCUGCCGGGGGCGCAGCCCGGGGGGCCGAGUGACACGGCGCCCGCUCCGAAACGCCCAGGCCCGGCGCUGGCUUCCCGUGACCACGGACAGAGGCCAAAUGCCCAAACCCUGAAAGGUCAAAGGUCCCUCAGCCCAUCUGGCAACAGCGUUCUUUCAAGGACGUCCUCGUCCACACAUCAAGCCCUGGGGCCGAGAGCGGGCUGCAGCCAGCCCCGCGUGGAUGGCCGCGCGCCCCGGGCCAGCCCCGAGCCCCGGCCGGAGGUGGUGAAAGGGGAACCCACGGGCCCGUGCAACAGCAAGCAGCUGUUUGGGCAGUUUCUCCUGAAACCAGUCAGCCGUCGCCCCUGGGAUCUGAUAAGUCAGCUGGAGAGUUUUAACAAGGAGCUCCAGGAGGCGGAGCAAAGCAGCGACAGCGGUGGCAGCGAGGACGGCGAGGCGGGGCUGCAGUGGGAGCCCGGAGCUGACGCCCGGCAGGGGGACCUGGGCUUCCCUGGACUCAGCCCAGAGAGGAGGGUCGAGCAGCAGCAGGGCGUGCGGGUGCCCGAGGGCCCUGCGUGCAGGCCAGGAAUUGGCGAGCAUGAGUCUCAGAGCUGGAGGGCGGAGUCCGGGCCUGGCCGCCCGCCCUCCCUGGACCCCUCGCCGGCGGAGGGUGGCAGAGGGGACUCUCCCCGGCCAGCAGACAGAAGCCCGAGUGCAGAGAAGAGAUGCCGGGAGGUCGGCAGUGCAGUGAAUGAGCCAGGGGUCAGCCCAGGACCUGUGCAGGGCAUGAUGUCUUCAAGACCAAGUGGCACGAAGCCAGCGUCCCCAUCCUAUCCAGCUGAGCCGGGGGAGUCCCAGGAACAUCGGAGACUCCCGGGCGCUUCCAUUUCUGUGACACCCAGCUCAGCAGGCCCUGCUGGGGUCCAUGGUGGCAGAGCCAGGGGCACGGGGCUCCCGCUCUCCCUGACCAGCAAGAACCUCGGGCUCUCGGCGCCCGACUUGCGGUCCGUGGGGCUCUCCGUGGGCCAGGAGCAGAGCACCAGCGAGGCCAAGGGGUCUUUGGGUGAAGCAGGAGAAGUCCCCCCGGGCGAGUCCCUGCAAGCGCGGGCUGCGAGGAUCCUGGGCAUCGAGGUGGCUGUGGAGUCCCUCCUGCGGGGCAGCAGGAGAGCGGGACGCAGCCAGCCGCCCGCGCCUGACCCCAGUGCCUGUGGCCCAGAGCGCCCCCGGGAUGAACCGUCGUCCAGCUCAGCCGCGUCCCAUGGCCCCACGGUGCCCAACGAUGCCUUUUAUGGCAGGAGGAAGUGCGGCUGGACCCAGAGCCCGCUCUUUGUGGGGGAAAGGGACAGUGCCAGGCGGGCUCCCCUGGUGCCCGAGCACUCAGGUGUGGCCGGGGGCAUCGCCAGUGACGCCUCCUGCCUCGAGCCUCAGCUCCGCUCCUCAGAGUCCAGCUCCUUCGAUCAGCAGGACAUGGGGGCAAAACCUCCCUUCAGGUCCACUUUGUUCCAUUUUAUAGAAAGGACCCCAAGUGUGGUGGGCUCAGAAAAGAGGCUCAGAAGCCCUUCCAAAGUGAUUGAGAGUUUGCAAGAGAAACUGGCCUCCCCGCCGAGGAGAGUGGACCCCGACCGCCUGAUGAGAAUGAAGGAGGUGAGCUCCGUGUCACGGAUGAGAUUCCUGAGCUUCCGGAGCGCCGACUCCAUGGAGGAGCCCGAGGAACUGAAGGCCGCCAGGGGCCAGCCAGGGCCGCCUGCAGACUUUGUGUCCCUGAGCGACGGGGACCGGGUGUGGAGAGUGGGCCCCUCUCUCUCCGUCCGCAAGGAGGGCAUCUCUCGGGGAGCCAGUGAGCCGGAGGACGAGCACGUUGAUCAAGACUUCUGGUGCCCAGACGCCUACGACCCCAGCAGAGUGGAGCGCGUGUGAUGCGGCCUGGCCCACCUCGGUGCCCACCGCCCGCUCGCCGGGACGCUGAGAACUGCCGGGCUUCAGCGGGCCACCCUUCCUGUCCACUGCCACCCGCAACCGCGCCGUUCACGCGGGUCGCUCUGGGGACGGGCGGCAGCCUGUUGAAACCGCCUGUUCCCACAGCGGGAAGAUUUAAUGCCUGGAACUGGAAGAGUCUUCGCGGAAUCUCCUUAAGGAUGGCCCGGCAGGCUGGCAGACGGUUUGGUGUCGCUGGUUCUGGGCGGGAACCUGAGGCGGCAAAGGGAGCGAAGGAUCCCGGAAGGACCGGGAGCGUUUCAGUGCCCGUGCGUGCGCGGCCUGUGCCCCGUGCCCCGUCGCGGCUGCGGGACUCGGGCGCUGCCCAGCGUCCCCGCACGGGCACUUUCGGGAAAUGGGAGUGAAGGCCUGCGACCCACUUCUGAUCAGUUGGGCCUUCUGCUGCUGGAAGUAACUUCACUUCUAGGCAACUUGCCACCAGAGAAUAAAGCAAUACCUUUUAAGUUCCUGAAAAGAUUUAAAGCUGUGCUGUAAUAUCCUGAGAGUAUUAUUUAUCAGGUGAUGAAACAUUUCGAUCACUUGCAAACAUGCCAUGGUCCGCUUUGCACUCAGUAGUAUCUAUUUUUGUUUUCUGUAUGGGUAUUUAGAAAUUCUUUAUAUGAAAAAAAUGCUGGUUUAAAAUAGACCAUUUUAACAAAGUAACUAUAUUUCUUUUUACAAAAAUGCUAUUUUUCUAUGAUGUAAACAAUUGUUAGGUGGCAGAUUUUUAAGGAAGGAUUAUUUUAUUUAAGAGUCUGUAUCCCUUUGUGGGAGAGGAACCCAAAGAGGGUUCGCGUUUGCUUUAAAGCGGAGGCCCAGCCCGUGCACAUGCUGCUGCUGCUGUCUUUGCAAAUGUCAAUGCAGUCGUAUCACAGGGUUAAUAAAACAGACUUUUCACAAAGACUUUUGUACUAAUAAAGCUAUAAGACUAUAUUUGAAAAUAGCCCUCUCAAAACCAGCCAACAUAUCUAUGACAAUUUUUGCUGCCAUAUCAACUAGAAUGACCAAAAAGCAUAGUUUUAUCUUUGUACGCCUGUGGGGAUCUGCCCUAAGACCAUACUUUGCUCUCCCUGCACUGCCCCUUUAAAGAAAUAUGUAUUUUUAGCUAGAAUGAUCCUGAAUUAGUGUCUGCAUAUUUUUAAAAAGUGCUUGGGGAAUAUAUAUAUAUGUAUAUGUAUGUAUAUGCCAUUACAAAAGUAUUCUGAGGCCUAUGUAUUCUACAGUGUUCAAUAUUGCAUUAACCUGCACAAAGCGAGUGCAUUUUUAAUGCAUUUGUUGCUUUUUUCUAAGUAAGAUUUUCAUGUUAGCUCACAUUCCCUAAAUGGUUUCUUGCCUCCUCCCUCCCUCCCUUCCUGCUUUCCCUCCUUCCUUCUCCUUCCCCCACCUUUUUUCCCUUCUCUCUCUGUAUUUAUUUUCUUUUUGAGAAACCACCUUAUCUAUUUUUAGACAUUUCAGAUUCCUAAAAUGUGAACCAUUGGUGAUCUGUCCUUGGGCCUUCGCGGGCUGUUCUCAUCUGUGCUGUAUGAUUUCAUUUCACAAGAGUUUCGUGUAUUUGGACCGUAACAAACAAAACAGACUCUAAGAGGCCCUGAAAAAUCUUUUCACGCCCACUUAUCAGCAGUCUUGGUUUUUGCCGAUGACUCACUGUCACCUCUCUCCAGAACCCAGUUCUUACUAAGCACAGCAGCAGGGGGCAGGCCGGUCUCCUCGGGCAGUGCUGCGUGGGGAGGAGGGCCGCCCUGUGCUGGCUGGUGAGCCUCCCAGUCCCCGUCAUGCCGAGUGAGGGCUGAGCACCACGAGACCUUCCUGGGUCCUAUUUCUCUCUUCCAAUGCAAAUGUGUGAAGGUGCGUGUAUACACGCGUACAUGCAUGUACAUAUACACACAUGCAUGCAGACAUGCACACCGUAUGCAUUAACUCUGUCCUGAUUUCCUCUUAAAUUGUGUGGAUACCAUCUAGAGACUUCUUGUAAACAAAAGGAUUAAAUUUAGCUUAUUCCCCAAGAGAAAGAAAAGGAUCCUCAAGGAAAAACAUUUUUGUACCCGUAUAUAUCUCAAAAGAAACCAACAUAGGAUGCUCUUCUGUUUUGUUCUGGUCUAAAUUAUUGUAUCAUAUCUUUCUAAAACUAUUCUAAAUUUAGUCAAAAUUAUCAAUAUCUAUAUUUCAACCUUAAUUUUUCUGCAUUCAAGCCUAUAUGUAAAUCUUUUUUGGGGAAAAAGGUCACUGUAAAAAUUUAAGCAACUUAUAAAUUUUACUUUUAAACUUUUAUAUUUUGAGACAAAUAAUGGCCUCUGAUCAAAAAUAGCUUUCUCAGAGGUUUUGAAUCUAAUACUGAUAAUUCUUUAAUUAUUUCUAUUUCUCAUACAUAUAUAACUUCAUUAUUAUUUGUGGCUGGAAAAAAAAGGUUUUUAUAUUUUUUUAUUUGUUCCUGCUUUUUUCUUGAACACACGAUUUACUGUUGGUGUUUAAUAAUUUGGAGGUUAUAAAAUUAAAUUAAAGGUUCUAAUUGUGACCAUUUGGACUAAAAAUUGUAUGAAGAAUUACAUAUGAAAUAUAUUGGUUUUUCUCGAUUUGCACAAAAGGGGGACAUGAUGGUAAAUUGCCUUUCUUUGAAGAAAAUUUCUGAAUGACUGAAAGCCAAUACCUGUAUUAUGAUUUUCAGCCUCAUGGCUCUGCAAACCGCAGCAAACUCCUCACUAACUAAGAUGCAGCCAGCCCUGCUUGGACCUUUAGAAUUAUUUCCGUGUUCAUAACUACGUGGAUUUCUUGUGUAAAGGCCCCUCGUGUUUUGACAUGCAUCUGCUCUUCACGGUCCUGGUCUCCUUACUACAACUGUAGGUUGAGGUUUUGGUUCCUGUGGAAAUUCUAAGAGCUUUUGUGAUUCCAUUUUGCUGUUGGCGAAAGGCUGCCAUUAGCGGAGCGCAGAUGACUCUGAGACCCGCCCUGGGGACAGUCGCACCUCCAGCACGGCACGCGCCCGCAUCGGUCGCGCUGCUGGAGAGGGACGCCCUCCACCCUGCGCGGGCCGGCGGGCAGGAGACAGCAGCGCCUGGCGCUUCAGCCCGUCCGCCCCCAACAAACAGUGCGCUGUGUGUUGUGGCUGUUUUUUGUUGUUGUUUGUUUAAGACGAUUAAAUGAUACACAAGUGAGUGUCA
This is a messenger RNA of Microcebus murinus (gray mouse lemur), 7351 nucleotides long. The record is from RefSeq and is a predicted model, not a curated record. NCBI's taxonomy places the organism in Eukaryota, Metazoa, Chordata, Mammalia, Primates, Cheirogaleidae.